AGAGAGAGAGAUAUUAGCUACACCUACACCUACAUGUUUCAUUUUAUGUUAAAAAACUUUUGAUUUGAUCUAUAGUGGAGCGCAGAUGAAAGAACUAAUGACGUCCUAAGCAGGUUAUUAGUUUAAAAUAAAUAAAUAAAUCCCGAAUUGUGAGCUUUCGAACAGAUUAACAACCCCCGAUGGAAACAUCCUCUCAACCGGCAUUUGGCUACCGGUUCAGGGUAGUUAUGUUAGGUCUUCAUAUUUGCCGCCGCAAAUAAAUCUUACCAUAUGCCUGAAAAACCUUAUUCUGCAUCAUCUUCAACUGUAAAACGCAACAUAAAAAACCAUACAAAAUCCCGUUCUCCUUCAUUCUUAACAAAAUAAGAUUACUGUUUUUAUAUACAAAAACCGAAAAAUCAUUCUCUAUCAAUAACCAUGGAUCUAGAUCUCCAAAAUUUGGCUCGCUUUCUCCAAUCUCUUAACACUCCUCAUUCAAUACACCAAGGAAAGCAGCUCCAUAUUCUCUUCUUCAAAAAGGGUCUCAUACAAUCUACUCUUUCACUAGCAAACCGCCUUCUACAAAUGUACACUAGAUGUGGCAGCAUGACCAAUGCACACAAACUGUUCGACGAAAUGCCUCACAGAAACUGUUUUUCAUGGAAUACCAUGAUAGAGGGCUACAUGAAGUCCGGGAAUAAAGAAAGAUCAAUUCGCUUGUUUGAUAUGAUGUCAAAUAAGAAUGAUUAUUCAUGGAACGUGGUCUUUUCAGGGUUUGCAAAAGCUGGUGAAAUGGAAAUUGCUCGGAGGUUAUUUAACGAGAUGCCUAACAGAAACGGGGUUGUAUGGAAUUCGAUGAUCCACAGUUAUGCUCGAAAUGGGUCACCAAGAGAAGCUGUUAGGCUAUUCAAGGAAUUGAAUUUGGACCCUUUGGAUAAAUCAUGUUGUGAUACGUUUGUGUUGGCUACAGUUAUUGGGGCCUGCACUGAUUUGGGUGAAAUUCAAUGUGGCAAGCAAAUACAUGCCCGGAUUUUGAUUGAUAAUAUGGAACUUGAUUCGGUGUUAACUAGCUCGUUAAUUAAUUUGUAUGGAAAGUGUGGUGAUUUGGAUAGUGCACAUUGUGUUUUGAAUACGAUGGAGGAGCCAGAUGACUUUUCCUUAUCAGCAUUGAUCACAGGUUAUGCGAAUCAUGGUAGAAUGAAUGAUGCUCGAAGAGCAUUUUAUAGGAAAAGUAAUUCGUGUGUUGUGGUAUGGAAUUCAAUGAUUUCAGGAUAUGUUACCAAUAAUGAGGAAAUUGAAGCAUUUUUACUCUUCAAUGACAUGCAGAAAAAGGGACUCAAAGUAGACUUCUCUACACUUGCAACCAUUUUGAGUGCCUGCAGCAGCUUAUGCAAUUCUCAACAUGGCAAACAAAUGCAUGCUUAUGCUUGUAAAGUUGGAUUGAUUUGUGACAAUGUUGUUGCUAGUGCUUUCAUUGACGCAUACUCCAAGUGUGGAAGCCUGAAUGAUGCUUGUAAAUUAUUUAGUGAGCUCAAAACCUAUGACACGAUUUUGCUCAACUCCAUGAUCACAGUGUAUAGCAAUUCUGGUAAAAUUGAAGAUGCUAAACAGAUCUUCAAUACAAUGCCUAGUAAAAGCUUGAUAUCCUGGAAUUCAAUGAUAGUGGGUCUUAGUCAAAACGGUUGUCCAGUUGACGCAUUGGAUCUUUUUUGCAUGAUGAAUAAACUGGAUUUGAGGAUGAACAGGUUUAACCUUACUAGUGUCAUCAGUGCUUGUGCUAGUAUCUCUUCACUUGAACUUGGUGAACAGAUUUUUGCUAGAGCAACAGUUGUUGGCCUUGAUUCUGAUGAGGUCAUCUCUACUUCCCUAGUUGAUUUUUAUUGCAAGUGUGGAUUUAUUGAAAUAGGAAGAAAACUAUUUGACACAAUGAUGAAAUCUGAUGAGAUUUCAUGGAAUUCAAUGCUGAUGGGGUAUGCUACAAAUGGUCAUGGAUUGGAAGCGCUAACAUUGUUUAAUGAAAUGAGGCAUGCUGGUGUCAGGCCAACUGAAAUUACAUUUACAGGGGUUCUAUCUGCCUGUGAUCAUUGUGGAUUGGUUGAAGAGGGAUGGAGAUGGUUUAAUAUAAUGCAAUAUGACUACCAUAUUGAUCCAGGGAUUGAGCACUAUUCUUGCAUGGUCGAUCUUUUUGCUCGUGCUGGUUACUUGGAAGAAGCAAUGAAUUUAAUAAAACGUAUGCCUUUUGAGGCAGAUGCUAGCAUGUGGUCAUCAGUUCUGAGAGGUUGUAUGGCUCAUGGAGAAAAGGAUCUUGGAGAAAAGGUGGCACAGCAGAUCAUUGAGCUCGAUCCUGAGAACUCUGGUGCUUAUGUGCAGCUAUCUAGCAUAUUUGCCACUUCUGGAGACUGGGAAAGCUCAGCACUGGUUAGAAAGGUAAUGCAGGAGAGGCAAGUACAAAAAUAUCCUGGUUACAGUUGGGCUAAUUGUUGAAUACAUUAUUCAGAUGGUGGUACAUAAUCAUAGGACUUUCAUCUUCAUGAGGUUUAUCUAUUGAUGCUACAGUCUCUAAGGUUAUUCAGAGUGGCGAAUGGAUUUGUCCUAGUGCAAGGACUGCUUAAAUUGUUGAAGUGCAGAGUGCUACUUGUGUAUUGUUCUCCCUAAAGCUGAACAGGAAGGUAAAGUUACUUGGAGGCCCUCUGCUAAAGGCAUUUUCUCAUCAAGAAGUGCUUGGUAUCGUGUCAGGCUUCAAGAAGCAAGAGUUGAUUGGCACAAGCUCAUAUAAGGGUCUUGGCAUGUACCAAGAUUUAGUAUCAUAACUUAGCUUGCAGUUCCUAAAAAAACAGCCUGCCUAGUGUAAGCGAGUUAGGAUGGGGAGAGCUGUGAACACAGAUUGUCUCCUGUGUUUUGGUAUCGCUUUUGAAGACUGAGAUCAAUCGUUUUUGCUUGCGCCUUCUCUUAGACAAUUUGGAAGUCUAUUCUGCAGUUAUGCUGCAUCAAUCAGAAUGCUCAAGACUGGAGUAGUGAGUUUCAAUGGGCUAGAGCAAAUGUGCAGAAAAGAGCUUUUUAGCAAUUUUGUUAAGACUGGCUUGGUGCUCCACAAUUUAUGGAGUUCGGAAGGAAAGGACCGGUAAGUUUCAUAAUGCUCCUCAUAACUCUUGAGGAUGACAUCAUGUGGAUUGUACAUAUUGUCAAAAGCAGUUGAAGGCUGUAAUAAUUGGCAACUCUCGUAGGAGACUCUUAGUUUUAGACAUGUUUGGUCUACAAGGAGAAUUUUCCUUUUGGUUUGGUUACCUGCAUUGGGCUCUGCCGUUUAGUUUUCUUCGAUCAAUGGAGCUUUCAUUAAAAAAAAAGAACAAAAAAAAAAGAUUCUUCAUCUUUGAGGGAGGGUGACUUUCAUGAAGCCACACAAUGGAUUCCUCACCGACAAGCGCCAUUCUGAAAGGGAGCUUUCGGAAGUUGAUUCCAAUGACACCAACAAAGAUUAAAGCUUGAAGAAAGCCACCAUGUGCUACCCCAAUGUUACAGGCUUCCUCACUUGCUAGUGCGUUGAUUGCACAAACCAAACAUUUUUAAUUUGGUUCCUCAUCAUACUUUCUGAUAACUCUUCAAUUAUUUAAUUUGACUUAUUAGUAUUUGAUA
Populus trichocarpa (black cottonwood) is the source of this 3612-nucleotide messenger RNA. RefSeq names its product putative pentatricopeptide repeat-containing protein At1g77010, mitochondrial. The record is from RefSeq and is a predicted model, not a curated record. NCBI's taxonomy places the organism in Eukaryota, Viridiplantae, Streptophyta, Magnoliopsida, Malpighiales, Salicaceae. The coding region runs from base 418 to 2463 and encodes 681 amino acids. Gene Ontology annotation, biological process: RNA modification. Gene Ontology annotation, molecular function: protein binding; RNA binding. The transcript has 2 exons.